Messenger RNA from Pectinophora gossypiella (pink bollworm), 2569 nucleotides. RefSeq lists its product as uncharacterized. Gene Ontology annotation, molecular function: structural constituent of chitin-based larval cuticle. The transcript has 5 exons. The record is from RefSeq and is a predicted model, not a curated record. The coding region runs from base 142 to 1512 and encodes 456 amino acids. Lineage: Eukaryota; Metazoa; Arthropoda; Insecta; Lepidoptera; Gelechiidae. Gene Ontology annotation, cellular component: chitin-based extracellular matrix.
UAGAGCGCAGGCGCGGUGCUGUCGGAAUCUAUAGCGACUACACUUUACAAUAAAAAAUAAUAAUUAGUGUUGUGCCCCAUUUAACGGAAACCCGGAAGACUGAACGUUGAUGUAACAGUGUAAAUUAUUUGAAAAAAAUCUAUGAUGUGGCAGCCAUUGUUUUACGUGUUGCCGCUAGCACUCUCUACAUUGGCGAUAAGGGUACCAGUUGACGGAAAAGAAGAAAAUGCAACUGAGCCGGCCACUGCCGAUAAUAAACAGGACACAUUCUAUAUACCUGACGAAGCGAGUGUGGACAGUUACCUCAUACCUCCAGACCCGCACAGACCCAUAGAAGUGUUACCGGAUAUUAUCGUGACACCUGCUACCUACCUCUUGCCACCGUCGCCGGAAAAACAAAUAGAUUACUACGCGCCUACGGAAGCCGGCGACCAGACUGAUUGGUAUCCGAUAGCUCAAGUUCCACAUGAGAGCACACCAGUAAAUCUGUUGCUACCUCAGCGACAACCUGAUGUAAUACCAAUUUUCCUAACUAACAACCAGACGUUAGAGAUACUGGGUAAUCCGCGAGGAGGUAAAGCGUAUUACGGCGAUCAUAUCGCUAUUCCAGUGCCGUCUAGACAACUUGAGCCUCCACUAGAAAAUGCUCCAAACGAUUACAUUUUCACUGGACCGUCUAACGAACAAGAGCUGCCUUCGACAGAAAUAAAUCAGCCGUUUAAUAUCCCUGCGCCUGAACAUCAAGUGCCUGUCAAACCUCAUCGAAAGAACCCGAAGAAAAUUAUUAGCUCUCACUUCAAACCCGCUGAACCUACUCUAUCUGUGCAUCUCACUCCACCGAAACCUCUGUCACAGAAGUAUAAAAAUCCCACAAAACUAUACCCGAAAAAGGUCACCAAGGGAUUCCAGCCCAUACCGAUUCCGUUAGCUGAGUUCGCAGAAGACACAACUGAGGUACCGCGGGCUAAGCCGGUAAAGCCGUUUAAGCCUGUAUCGAGCGACGAAAGUGAAUAUUAUACACCUGAUGAGAAAAAUGUCUUCCUGUACAAACAAGCUGAAGAGAAACGGAAAUUGAAGGCUGAGCAUGAAGCCCAGUUACAGCAGCCGGUCGCUGCGGCAGAGGACACAUAUGGCGUUAAUGUUCCCACAGAGCAAGAAACUUCUGAAACAAACUACAGGCAUCCUGGACGUAACGUGUACCCCGCUCCCCUGCGGCUUCCUCCCCCGCGAGCGCCCGCCUCGCCUCAGAGGGCAGCCAAUGCGCCCACGCCGCCGCCCGGCGACCGCACGGAAUUCCGUAUGCAUGGCAUGAAGGGACCCCAUAGUUACCAGUUCGGAUACGACACAGGAAAAGGAAAGAAUCGCCAGUUCCGUUACGAAGAGAGAGACAACGACGGGCGAGUGAAGGGACAUUACGGCUAUAUGGAUAAGAACGGGAAGCUUCGUGUGGUGAACUAUGACGCUGAUCCGGAGCACGGCUUCCACGCCGAAGCGCCCACAGAUGCUCAAUGAUAGACAAUAUUAGUACAAGGAUUACGCUUCCUUGCCACACAUAGAGGACGUAUUCAUUCAACUACUGACGGGUUCCUAGACGACGGUAGGGUGACGGGCGAGUAUUGAUAGUUGCAGAUAAUUCACCAAAAUAGCCUAAUUCUAAAACACGUCAUUGACAUAUCGUUGACGUAACCAUUGUUCCAGAAAUAGGUAGGUACAUACACAGACGAACUAUUGCGUAUAACGGAUUAGCAACAAUAUUUCAUUUGCAAUAUAUUUAUAUCACAGAUUUUUUCAGUAUUGACCGUCAGUAGCCACUAAAUACGAGUUUAUAGUGCAACGUUACACUAGUUUUAGACUAUUAACACUAUGUGGUUGGUACUUCUACAAUGAAGAUACCAAAGUCAUCAACGUGUGAAAAACGAAUGCAUCCUACUUUGUUAUUUUUUUGCUUAGUAUGAAAACAGUUUAUUUAAAGUUUGAAAUGCGGGACAUCACAAUAGAUUAUAAGGCAAAUGCUCCUUGCUAAUUAGUACUGACGACUUUACGAAGGCUGCAUGAAGAAAAGUUGGUUGCCGUAUUAAGUACAUAAAGCAGAUAACUGACAUAUAUAUGAAAAAGUUUACCUAUAUGUCAAUACAGACUGAAAUGACCCAAUUUAAAAUUUACUUAAUUAGUUGAUACCCACACGCGUCAUAAUCUAAACCUCGGUUAGAGCCGUGUACCGAAAAACCGCAUCAACACCACAUCGCAGCACAUAAAUUGCUAUGUUCGUUCGCUGUAGCGUAAAUUGUAUCACCACCAACUACAACAUAGUUACCUAGUUGUAUCACGGGUAGGUUAUAAUGUUAUAUCUACCGGAACAACUUAAUGGAUAUAAUUAUGUGCAUGGGAAGUUGUGCAACUUACCAAUAUGGUCGCACACAGGAUUGCGAGGAUAGCCGUAAACAUUGUCAAUUUAUGGAGCCAACGUUUUCAUGCAUAACUUACCACGGAUUUCCACUAACUUACAAUCUUGGUACGUACUUCUUUCACUUCGUGAAGUUUUCAAAAAAGUCAAAACACCUCCUAAGUU